Molecule: messenger RNA, 2331 nt
Organism: Culicoides brevitarsis
Lineage: Eukaryota; Metazoa; Arthropoda; Insecta; Diptera; Ceratopogonidae
Gene: bur
Product: GMP synthase [glutamine-hydrolyzing]
Exons: 10
Coding region: 189-2264 (691 amino acids)
Biological process (GO): GMP biosynthetic process
Cellular component (GO): cytosol
Molecular function (GO): ATP binding; GMP synthase (glutamine-hydrolyzing) activity; GMP synthase activity
Source: RefSeq, a predicted model, not a curated record
UGACAGCCAAAAACGCAAGUCAAAAAUAGCAUAGUCACUAAAUAGCUCUAAAAACUUUAAUUUUGCGUAAGAAAUUGUUGAAAAAUUUAAUGAAAUCCCGUCGGGAAGUGUUAAGGACCUGCUAAUUUUGUUCCAAGUAUCGCAAAGCCAAAGUUGUCACCAUCAGCAGCAGAAAAAAAUAGAUUAACAUGAGUUCCGCUACAGUUUUUGGACAAAAGGCAGGUGUAACAACGCCGGCUGAAAAUGGAGCUCACCCUGAUCGUCUGCUAAUUUUGGACGCCGGUGCUCAGUACGGAAAGGUAAUCGAUCGAAAAGUGCGUGAAUUGCAAGUGGAGUCUGAAAUUUUACCGUUAAAUACUUCAGCGGAAACUAUAAGAAAUGGAAAUUACCGGGCAAUCAUUAUAUCAGGUGGACCGGGCUCUGUUUAUGCUGACAACGCACCGGAAUAUGAUCCCAACAUUUUUGCCUUGAAUCUGCCAAUUUUAGGCAUUUGUUACGGCAUGCAGAUGAUUAAUAAAGAACUAGGCGGAACUGUCCAUAAAAAAGAAGUACGAGAAGACGGACAACAUACGAUUGAAGUAGAAGCUGCCUGUCCGUUAUUUGAUCGACUAGAACGACAACAAGUAGUGUUGUUGACGCAUGGUGACAGUAUCGACAAACUUGGAACAAAGUUGCAAGUUGGUGCAGUUUCCUCAAACGACAUAAUAGCGGCCAUCUAUAAUGAUUCUCUACGUAUCUAUGGGGUUCAAUUUCACCCGGAGGUCGAUUUAACGAUCAAUGGAAAACAGAUGUUGUCCAACUUUUUGUUCAACAUUUGCAACCUGACGCCGAGCUACACGAUGCAAAGUCGCAAAGAGAUGUGCGUGAAACACAUCAAAGACAUUGUUGGUAGCAACAAGGUACUAGUGUUAGUGAGCGGUGGCGUAGAUUCGGCCGUGUGUGCUGCCCUUGUUCGUCAUGCACUCGAACCAGAUCAAAUCAUUGCCGUACACAUUGACAAUGGAUUUAUGAGACACGAGGAAAGUGCUAAUGUCGAAAAGUCCCUACGAAAUAUUGGCAUCAAUUUAAUCGUUAAGAAGGCGUACUUUCAAUUCAUAAAAGGGCAAACGGAAUUGAAACUUCCGGGUUCCACAUACAUGCAUGUUUCGCCGCCGCUUAUGUGUUGUACGAAUCCUGAAGUAAAACGAAAAAUUAUUGGAGAUGUCUUCAUGAAAGUGUCCGAUGAAGUGUGCCGUGAACUGAAUCUAGACCCGAACGAUGUGUUUUUGGCACAAGGAACACUGCGGCCGGAUCUCAUUGAAUCUGCAUCGAGUUUAGUUAGCACAAAUGCGGAAACCAUUAAGACACAUCAUAACGACACGGAACUUGUUAGAAAACUCCGUGAUGCUGGUCGAGUUGUCGAACCACUAAAAGACUUCCAUAAGGACGAAGUUCGUGUUAUAGGACGUGAUCUAGGACUGCCAGCUGAAUUGGUUGAAAGACAUCCGUUUCCGGGUCCUGGACUCGCUAUUAGAGUUUUAUGUGCCGAAGAAGCGUUCCUAGAAAAGGAUUUCUCAGAGACACAGGUAAUCGCUCGUGUGAUAGUCGACUACUCCAAUAAAGUAAACAAGAAGCAUGCAUUAUUAAAUCGUGUUGUAAACACGACAACCGAGGAAGAACAGCAGGAACUCAUCAGAAUUUCACAAAGUCAAAAAUUAGCAGCGACCGUCUUGCCAAUUAGGACUGUUGGAGUUCAAGGUGAUAAACGCUCAUAUAGUUACGUUGUCGGAUUAUCUAGUAAUGACUCUCCAGAUUGGAAUGAUAUGAUGUUCUUGGCGAAACUUAUUCCACGCAUUUUACAAAAUGUCAAUAGAGUCUGUUAUAUCUUUGGUGAAGAAGUAAAACAUCAAGUGACAGAUGUGACACACACAUAUCUGUCAAAGCAUGUGUUGUCCCAAGUGAGACACGCAGAUCAUAUUGUUAAUGAGAUACUUCAAAGCUCGAAUCUUAUGCGAAAAAUAGCACAGAUGCCAGUAGUUUUAAUCCCAAUACAUUUUGAUCGGGAUCCGAUCAAUAGAACACCUUCAUGUCAAAGAUCGAUUGUUUUGAGACCGUUUAUCACGAAUGACUUUAUGACUGGUGUUCCUGCCAUACCUGGUUCUGAACAAAUGCCUCUGGACGCUCUCAUUAAAAUUCAUCAAAAUAUUAGCAAUCAUGUUGUUGGCAUCUCACGAGUGCUGUACGAUUUGACACCAAAACCACCUGGUACCACAGAAUGGGAAUGAACCGAAGUCGAAAUUUUUUAUUACAGCUACAACUAUUAUUUAUUCAACAUUUAAUAGCUAUUACAAA